CAGUUGUAUGUUAAUAACCUAGGUACCUGACUGACCUCACCACCGGAGCACUUCCAUCUUCAAAUCCACCUUGCCUUCAAUUGCAUCUUCCACCUCUUCAGCUGUCAGUCGGACCUUGACCCUUCACCACCAGGUCUCAAUCCGAAAGCUGCUGCGCCUGAAUCGAAACGAGGGCCCAUCUUCCACUCUCAACCUGAACUUGUACAAGCUCGGUCCCGCAUUUAUUAUUGCUCUCUGGAGUCACCCUGAGCUGGAACCCUCCGUCAUCACUCCCAUUUCUCGGCGCUCAUCCCUCCACAAAACAACAUCAACCUGGUUUCGCGAUCCAGGAGCAACACCUGUGCUUGACAACGUCUCGAUUUCCGACGCCAUACUCAGUUGAUCAACCAGACCAGACGCGAUCGCACCUCACGCAAUGGCGCAAAUGCGGGGACCCGGCAGCUAUGGCAUUGGUGCCUCGAGCCCUUUCGGAGGACCCGUCAACGAAGACUCGACCGAGUCCAGCCCUCUCGACGCAAUUCGGAAGCAGACGAGCAAGAUUGAGGACGUCCUGGAUUCUUUUAGCGAGCCCAUCAAGCCAUACCUCCCCGCCAUUGGCCGCUUCUUGAUUGUCGUAACCUUCAUCGAGGAUGCGCUCAGAAUCAUGACCCAGUGGAACGACCAGCUGCUGUAUCUUCACGACUACCGCCAUAUUCCCAAUGGCGUCACGCACCUCUUCCUUCUCGUCAACGUUAUUGCUAUGGCCUCCUGCUCCACCCUCGUCAUCAUCCGCAAGUACUCUGAGUAUGCCGUCGGCGGUCUCAUCGGCGUUGUCAUCACCCAGGCGCUCGGUUACGGACUCAUCUUCGACCUCAACUUCUUCCUCCGCAAUCUCUCUGUUAUGGGCGGUCUGCUUAUGGUGCUCUCGGAUUCAUGGGUGCGCAAGACCAAGGCCUUUGCCGGUCUCCCCACGCUUGAGGAGAAGGACCGCAAGAUGUACUUCCAGCUUGCUGGCCGUGUCCUCCUCAUCUUCCUCUUCAUUGGCUUCGUCUUCAGCGGAGAGUGGACCAUCUGGCGUAUCAUUGUCUCACUCGUAGGCCUUGUUGCUUGCGUUAUGGUUGUUGUCGGCUUCAAGACCAAGUUCAGCUCUACUCUUUUGGUUGUCAUUCUGAGCAUUUUCAACCUUCUGGUGAACAACUUCUGGACUCUUCACGAGCAUCAUCCUCACAAGGACUUCGCCAAGUAUGACUUCUUCCAGAUUCUCUCCAUCGUCGGAGGUCUCUUGCUCCUCACCAACACUGGCCCGGGCCAGUUCAGCAUUGACGAGAAGAAGAAGGUUUACUAAGGGGUCCGAAAGACGAGGUGAAGGGGAGAAGGAUUUGCGUAGGGGUACAUGAGAAUCCCUUGCUGAUUCGAGCUCGGCAAUCAGAGCCAAGCAAGGGUGUUGUCUACAUGGGUUUGGAAGCGAAACGAGCAAAUGGAGACAUGAUGGGUAUGGCCCGCCACGCCGGUCAAUGCUAUGUGGAGGGUGAUUUGAAUCUCAUUUGGGAGUUGAAAAUACGUCACGGGUACCUAGGAGAAAGUCAGGAAUGGGUUAUGUGAUGUGGUAUAAUUUUGAUCAUUAGCGGCGUAUAAUCCUUUUGGCUGUCUCUAUCUGUAUGACGGUGCUCAUAGUGGAAAUCUUGAAAACAAGGCGUUUGUUGCAAUGCUCGAAAUAGUCCU
Messenger RNA from Neurospora crassa OR74A, 1701 nucleotides. Its product is annotated as COPII-coated vesicle protein SurF4/Erv29. Bases 416 to 1324 code for a protein of 302 amino acids. Gene Ontology annotation, cellular component: endoplasmic reticulum-Golgi intermediate compartment; endoplasmic reticulum; membrane. Lineage: Eukaryota; Fungi; Ascomycota; Sordariomycetes; Sordariales; Sordariaceae. The record is from RefSeq and is a predicted model, not a curated record. Gene Ontology annotation, biological process: Golgi organization. The transcript has 4 exons.